UCACUGCAGCCGGGCUCGGGGCACUCUGGUCUGUGCCACCCUCCCAGCCACACAGACGGCAGGACGGGGCCGACAGCUGCCUCUCAGACCACCGAGCACUAUGGAGGCUCUGUGCGUCCGACCCUUGAAAGAGGAUGGUGUCGUGACGGAGGAAGAGGAGAGGGAGAGAAGUGGGGGACAGGAAGAGGGAGGAAGGGAGGCCUCAUCUCCCACGGGCUCCACCACAGACGAGGACACAGACGAGGACUCGGAGCCGGAGCCCCCGUCGGUCGUCUGCAGGAAGGUGUCGUUCGCUGACGCAUUCGGCCUCAACCUGGUGUCGGUGAAGGAGUUUGACAAUGUUGAGGCGACGGGGUCGGAGGUCAGCCGGCCUCCUGAGAGGGACGCCGCGUUUCCUCUGGAGGAGUUCUACAUGUCCUGUCUGUUUACAGUCCCAUCAACCCCGGAAGAGCUGGACCAGAGGCUACAGGCGCAGAUGGUGGAGCUGGAGAGCAUCGAGCUUCUCCCAGGAACCACCAUGCUCCGCGGGAUGAUCAGGGUGGUCAACCUCGGCUACAGCAAGUCGGUUUAUGCCCGAAUCAGCCUGGAUUGCUGGAGCAGCUACUUUGACCUGCUUGCGGAGUACGUGCCCGGAUCCAGUGACAGGGAAACAGACCGAUUCACUUUCAAGUACAGUCUGAUUCCUCCCUUCGCCAGGGAGGGCACCAGGGUGGAUUUCUGCCUGCGCUACGAAACGACGGUGGGCACCUUCUGGGCCAACAACAAGGAGAUUAACUACGUGCUGUUCUGCCACCAGAGAGGACAAGCGAAGGAGCUCGGGCCUCAGGUGCUCGAGGAGAGCGGCGGCUUCAAGAGCAAGAGGAGCUGCCUCAAAGCGAUAAGGAGGAUAAGUGCAGAGGAAAAGACCAAGGAGUCCAAUAACACAGCAACACCUUCUGCAGGAGCCCAAGUCCCUCCUAAAGCACAGGAGUCUGAGAGACAGACGGCGGACAGCACAGAGACACACUCGCUAUUACACCAUGAAGGACACAAAGCCUUGGUGGACGGGGUGAAAAGCCGGCCCACAGGAGCACGUUUGGCCCGUGUGCAGGAGGACCCCUCCCAGAGGAGACAAGCACGACGGGUAUAUUCACAUGACUCAGCCGGUUGCCAGAAGAUUACUCCGCCUGGGCCAGCUCCGUGGUGUGACCAUGUGAGCAAUCGCUACAACCGCCAGAAAAAGCCAAACCACACUCCGCCUGUCCUCACCUACCAUCAGAUCCCUCUGCUCACCCUGGACUGGAAAAGCGAUACGCCACAGCGGUGGGGGGCUGCUGAUAUGGAUGAUAUCUGGGCUGGGAACACUAAGCAGACCAGACCAAAGGCGUCUGUAGAAAAUAUAGAGGCCACGCCGUCUGUGAAUGAUUUGUGGCAGACUUUUCUUAACGGCACAGUUGAUACCGGCAAUAGAGACACCUCGGUGGGUCAAGUGUGGCAGGAAUUUCUAAUUGAGCCAAGUCAUCAGGACCAUUCUGGUGUCCCGGAGGCGGAAUGGCUGCAAACAGCUGCGUCGGUGUCCCCCUCAAAUCACAGGGGGCCCCAAUGCUCGGCAAGUAGUCACGCGAUUCGAGAAGUUCAGGUGGGGACGGACGCACCCACCGCCUCAGAGACGACUUCAUCUCACUUCGACCACCAGCCGAACGCAGAGGCGUGUGUCUGUGACAACACGGUGACCCGGGAAGCCUCGCAAAGGUCGCAGACGAACUCUGUAACACACACCUUAGAGGAAUGUAGCCUCCAGGGGGUGAGGCCUGUGUCCGGGGGCUCUGUUGACAGUUCGGCCGAGUGUCACAUGCUUCCAGCCUGGGAGCGAGUGGGCAAAAGAGGAGACGCAGAAGGAGCAGGCGGAGAUGAGCGCGUCGCACCGCUCGCGGACGAUUCAGUAACAAGCUCAGGGGAGUCGAAGACAGCCGACAUGACAGAAAUGCCAGAGUCUCAGAAUGCCAGCGCUGUUGAUAGGAUCUCGCAGCGAGCGAGGCUGGACGAGGGUCUUUCUUCUCGUGGGGAAGGGGAGGUUACAGGUACCGCACACAAUGAGACACGUGACACGCUGGCAUUUAGGGAGACAAUCAGACAGGGGACAGAGGACGGGGAGAGGAUUGUCUUCUCCACGUCCGGAGAAACAGCAGGAGGGAUCAUGACAAACCGCACGGAAAAUCAAGCGUCUACGGAGGAGAAGUUAUUUAGGCCGCUGGAAACGGGGGCGUGUGAAAUGUCCCCGAGGGACGCAGAAGAAAAAAGCAGCGAGGAAUUCGGGCUGAACCCAAAGAGUGAAAAUCCAUUAAUGGAGAACAAGGGAGAUGAAAAGGAAAUAAGACCCGAGCAGUCGCACGCACACAAAUUCAAUCCAAACCAAACAUGUGAGGAAAAUAUCGGGACGAGCCAAGUAAUGGAAGGUGGAUUCAAAUUGGAUGGAUCGGAAAAAGAUACGGCAUCGAGUGACAAAGACCAGGAGGGAUUCAGACAACUAGAUUCAUCGGCCUGGCAGAGGGGAGAAGCAUCGGUGGUUUCAGAAGUGCUUAAUAAACAGUUGAGGACAAUCCGAGCAGCGGAGGAACUGCAUGAUGGGAAAGAGGAGGAGAAAAAUCCACGUGAAUCUGAAGAAACGGAAGAAAAGGAAAGUUUGAGUUGCGGUGGAGUAAAUGUGGAAAUAAACCCAUCAGCUCAGAGCACGCACAUUGUGGAGAUAAAGGUCCUCCACAGUGACACUCUCCCAGCAGAUAGACACGUCCUGAACCCAGCAGAGGUGGAAGGGUUGAGUUUGAAAUCAUCACAGGACGUUAUGAGGGGUCGGAGAGAGGGCACAGGCCGUGAAACGAGACCAGAGGAAAUUACGGUGAAGGAGAACAUUGACGCUCAAACAGAGCCUCGACGCCCACCUGCGACUCUACAAGGAGUAGAGGAGGAUAUGAGACUGAGAGAGGAAGAGGAGAGAAGGCUGAAAACCGAGGCGACGAGGGGGUCGACGGGUAACGUGGAGGACCCUCGGGUCGAGAGAAAGAACAAGUCAGGGGAAUUGAAAGAGCGAGAGAAAGUGGAGAACCCUCAACGUGUUGAAUGUAGGAGAUUGUCAGUUGGAACGAACGACCUGGUUAUGGCAGAAAAGACUGUGGCACUUGAGUCGAGGGUGGAGGAGGCGCUCAUUGAACGAUUUGGUGAGGAUUUGGUCAGGAGGAUUUGGGAGGAGGUGUUCGGUCGGAGAGCGCGGGACACGAGUAUCGUGGAUGGAGUGAACGGCAGCCCGGCAGAUAUUACAUGUGACCGCCAGCCUCUUUUGGAGAAAGGUUCAUUUUCCCUGACCGAUCCAAAUCUAAGAACCCAUCAAGGCCAAGAGGAAGCGAGAGAGACAAGUAGCAAAGAGGACUCCCCGGGGGGAAGUCGUCAGCUGCUCGGCACAAUGAUUCAAACUCACACAGAUCUGGAUUCAAGUGCUCGUCCAGCUCGGGAGCCCCCCGCCUCAUUGACUGAACCAGCCCAAACCACCAGCUCUGCAAAGGAGCAGGAGAACGCCUCUGAAAUAAGACAAAGAUCCAUCACCCGUCAGGAGGCCGGUGGACAAACAGAAGACUGCAGUCGCCCGGCCCCCCCGUUUCACACACGCCCCACUUUCCCCUCCGAGAAAUUGAAAGAGUCUGACGCCCUCGUCCGCUGGAGCCUCCACGUGCUCCGUCAGGUCACCAGACUGCUGCUGUGCACCCUGUUAGUCGCCGGCUUCUUCACCAUCCUCUUCCUCUACGACUUCCCGGCAUUCAUCGCGCUCUACGUGUUUUCGGCGUGCUGGUGGUUUUACAAGUGGAGGACACAUCGGGUCGCGGUGCACAAGGGGGUGGGGAGAAAGUUUGCAGAGAAAAAAAGAGAAGGCGUUGAGGAGUGCGAUGCGUAGCGGUGGAACUUGAAUGGCGUCUUCGUGUAUUUUCAUACUGUACAUUCAGACGGGUGAGAGCCUUGUUGAUCUGUGACCCCUGAAAGAAAAGCAUUGUACACCUGUGACACCCAUUGUGUUUGUGUGUCUGUCAUAACCAGUUCAAGCUGGGAGAGGUUUGAUUUCGUUUUCUUGCCUUUUUUCUUUUCUUUUCUUUGUUUUGUUUGAUUUUAUUAAUAAAGUAAGACAACUACAUAACAUCACAGAGUAUAAUUCUACAGUGGGGCAGGCAUUACUUUGAACUGAGACUAUGGUGCAUGAGGGCACCUUAGCCAUUUUCAGACAUGACCUGUGGGUAAAGUAGAGAAUGGGACGUUACCCAGGGUUUGUCCCUUCACACAUGCACAACAGAACAGGCGGAUUUCUGCACAGAUGCAUUCACAACAGGAUCAAAUCAUCCACAUCAUUCAGGAGACAGAUACAGUAGACAGAGGGAGGAAGUGACUUAUUAGCUCGGCUGCAGAGAUCACAUGAUUUUCUUCACAAAAAACAGACACCUGGGUCAGCUCUUAUCAACACAAACUAUCGUGACAUCUUCCUCUGUGUCUGCAACGUGUGUGUCACCGCUUUUUCACCGGGAGAUGAUUGUUUUCUUUUGUUUUGUUUGGUUAUGUGUUUUUUCACGUGUUGGACGUGUCAUCAUUUUCUCCUGAACUCUCCUGGCUUGCUACAGACUUCAUACUAGGAGGCCAGGAGCAGAAAAACCACAGAUGAACCCGAGUCCUCUCACUCAGACUUUUACCGAUCACAAGUGCACCUCCUCCGGGGGGGAUUAUGGAGGAUCUGUCUGAAAGCAGCUCUUGAUAGAAACAGGACAGAAUGUGCAACACUGGGGAGACGGGAGGUGUUUCUAUGUUUUUUUGUUUCUUCCACCCUGGCAGACACAUAGUAGACACUGGCUGACCUGCCACCACAAACAUAUGGCGUUAUCAAACUAUUAAAGAAGUAAAAGAAUAAACAAAAGGGUGAGUGUAUGCUCUUUUCUUAUCCUCCUCUGCCCUAUACACACACACACACACACAUGUAGAUGCACACAAGAGAUUUUGUGAUUCUAUUGGUUUUCCAGGCGGCUGUCAGAGUUGAUCAGAUUGUGUCUGAGGAGGUUUUUUACAAGGACGUUGCUCUACUUGUAGCCCUGGGUUAUUUCAGCUGUGCUUUUGGGUCCAUCUGAAUUCAUGGUGUAGUAUUUUUGCCCUCAAAAAGUAGUGAGGAAAGUUUGGUGCGUCUUAGCCACCUUGAGAUUUUAGCAUCUGGGUUUUUUUGUUUUCCGGUAAAAUGGAUCGGGUGCUGUAAACCAGUUGUUGGUGGAAAGCAACAAAAGACAUCUUUUAUUUUUUUUCUUUUAGUUCAGUGUUGUGAUCGAGGGUGAAGAGCUCUGAACGCUUUGGGAAAUAAAUGAAUGCCUGAUAUUUUAUUUUGCUGACGUUUUGCUUUCUAGGUCCUUUCAACACAUUAAAUCAUAAAAUGCAAAAUAUUUCAGCAGAAAUAUAUAUUUUUGUCACUUAAAUCCUCAUCUGUCACGUCCUGUGGCCAUUUCACAUUAGUCUGUGACCUAAAGAGUGGUUUGGUUUUUUUUGUUCAUCAAACAAAUUGCAAAGUUAUAUUUAAUCAAUAAAACAUUAAAACUGAAAUACAACUUGAAGGUUUUUCUUGUUUUAGUUUCUAUGAAAAUGCACUUGUUGUCUUAGCUAAUGCAGAUUUUCAGUAAGUGUAUGAUGUGUGUAUAUUUGAUGCUUUUAUGGGCCCAAUAUUACUUGACCGUGUAUGUAAUGAAACAAAGUGACUUAGCUUGCUGUCCUUCAAUAAACAAGAUUCAUAUG
Platichthys flesus (European flounder) is the source of this 5781-nucleotide messenger RNA. RefSeq names its product protein phosphatase 1, regulatory subunit 3Aa (gene ppp1r3aa). Gene Ontology annotation, biological process: regulation of glycogen biosynthetic process. Bases 101 to 3922 code for a protein of 1273 amino acids. NCBI's taxonomy places the organism in Eukaryota, Metazoa, Chordata, Actinopteri, Pleuronectiformes, Pleuronectidae. Gene Ontology annotation, molecular function: glycogen binding; protein phosphatase 1 binding. The transcript has 4 exons. The record is from RefSeq and is a predicted model, not a curated record. Gene Ontology annotation, cellular component: protein phosphatase type 1 complex.